Molecule: messenger RNA, 1322 nt
Organism: Aegilops tauschii subsp. strangulata
Lineage: Eukaryota; Viridiplantae; Streptophyta; Magnoliopsida; Poales; Poaceae
Source: RefSeq, a predicted model, not a curated record
GGGUCGAGAGCUGCGCUGUAGGGUUAGCACGAUUGGCUCUGCGGGCAGCGGCGGCGGCGGCGAGUUGGGAUUCUGCACAGGAGGAGGAGGUCGUGUACAUGGAGUUUCUCUUCCUUGACGAGGAGGACUGGGCGGAGAUGGAGGCGGACAAGGAGAAGGAGGAGGAGAGGCGUCGGCGGGAGGAAGAGGAGAAGGCGCGGAAGACGGAGGAGAACCGGCGGAGACGCGAGGCACACGAUGCGGUCAUGGACUCCAUCAUCGAGUAUGAUCCCAAGGUCGAGCGCGACGUCUACACCCGAUUCUUUCUCAGAGAUUUCUCCGUCUUUGACAUCAACGAAGAGUCGUCUGUCCCUCCAAUGCGAUACACUGAUAGUAUCUACGAAGAUGAAUUUGGGCUAGAAGACUCUGCAAACAUCCUCUCGGUCAGCAUAGUCUCCUCAGAUGUAGGCUUCCCAGUAAAUGUCUACGGCCGUGUCAUUGCCAGAGACAGCAUUGACUACAAGUGCAUUUAUCUCUUUCACCGCAAUAGAGAUGAUUGCCAGCGUCUCGACAAGGAUGGAAUGCUGAUUUUAACUGGCCCAAGCCGAGGUCUAGUCCUGGUUGAUUUCAUCUAUCUAGAGAUAGAUCUUAAAAUCAGGGAAGAUGGAGUGUCUCUAGACAGGCCAUUUAGCAAGGGUCUAAUAAGUAUUGAUGGCCGAGUACUGUCUAGAGAGGAAGAUGUCGUGGUUAGAAGUGAAACCCUUGAGAGCUGGCUCAGCACUACGGAAGUGAGAUUCGCAACUGUUCUUAAUGCAGUCGAGUGCACCAUUGAAAUCAAGCUUCUCGAGGGCUGUUUCAAAGGAAAUAUAAUAGUUGGCAUCUCAGAUAAAGUUCGCAAUCUGGACACUGAACAAACAAUUGUGAUUCAUGAUAGCAAGACAGAUGGCGUGGUUACAAGUGAUGAAAGUGGAGUUAUCAAACUCGGGCGAAGUGUCAUUACUAUCUGUCUGGAAAGAACGGUGGUGUUUCAAAUCAAUAAUGUGGCUGCUGGUGUUUGUGCUGAACGAACCAUUGAUUUUACUCCACACCGCACUGGUGCAGAUGAAGAGGAAAUUACGUGUGGUGCUGGGAAGUUCGGAUUCAGGGUUGUCUGGUCCUUGAUGGACUUUAGGCUGUAAUCCUGUGACUUAGUCAACUUAGUUCUGAUGUAAUGGAGUGAUGCAAUGAUGUAGUGAACUAAGUUAGUCGUGAUGUAGUGAUGUGGUCCACUAAGUUAUGUUAUUGUUAUUAAGUAAAUUGAUGAAUUAUAAUUUAUAAGUAAUGAGUAGCAAACUAAGUUAUUA